AUGGCACCACAGUAUGCACAAAAGUUUCGUGAAGAACGGAUGAAAGAUAAAAAUUUUAAAGAAUGGAUAGUUGAACUUGAGAAUGACAAUACUAAGGUAAGGUGUAGAUUUUGUAAGUGUGAUAUCCGAACCAAAAAGUAUGAUUUAAAUCAGCAUUUAAAAACAAAAAAGCAUUUGGAAACUACCAAAAACUUUUCUGCAUCGAGGGCAUUAACAACAUUCAUCAAACCAAUUACCACCAAGACAGCUCAGGCAGAAAGUGCAAUAUGCUUAUUCAUAGCAGCACAUAGUUCAGUAUUAUCAUGUGAUCAUUUAGAAGAAUUAUGUAAAAAUUGUUUUAAAUCGUCUGAGGCCGCUGAUUCAAUGAAAUUGCACAGAACUAAAUGCACUGGUAUAAUUUGCAACGUAUUAGCUCCCCAUUUUCAAAAUGAAUUUAAAAAAAAAAUCAAUAAUGAGCCAUUUACCAUUUUAAUUGACGAGUCAACCGAUAUAAGUGUGCUUAAGUUCUUGGGAAUAACAAUUAUGUAUUUUGAUACAGAUAGAAGACAGGUGACUUCAACAUAUUUAUCACUAGUAGAAAUGGAGUCUUGCGAUGCAGACGCCUUGAUUAAUACUGUAAAAUCGACACUACUUAGUAAAGGUUUGGGUAUCAAAAAUUUGAGUGGAAUUGGUACAGACAUGGCAGGCAUUAAUAAUGGUGUUUAUGUAAAAUUAAAAGAAGAAAUACCAUCAUUAAUACAUAUCCCAUGUAUAUGCCAUUCGCUGCAAUUAGCAGUAUCAGCUGCAGCAGCUGAUACUUUACCAAGAAACAUAGAUUAUUUGAUUAGAGAGACCUACAAUUGGUUUUCGCAUUCUACUUUAAGACAGAUUCAGUACAAAAAUUUUUUCAAAGCAAUUAAUGAUGGCCAUGAUCCAUUAAAGAUAGUUAAAGCAUGUGCUACUAGAUGGUUAUCAAUAGAAACAGCAGUCGUAUUCUAA
Molecule: messenger RNA, 978 nt
Organism: Acyrthosiphon pisum (pea aphid)
Lineage: Eukaryota; Metazoa; Arthropoda; Insecta; Hemiptera; Aphididae
Exons: 1
Coding region: 1-978 (325 amino acids)
Source: RefSeq, a predicted model, not a curated record